CCAGUAUGAACGCGCGCAAAGUAAUCUUCCCCCACAUACAUAAAGCUUAAUCUUCUUAAAAUGAAGACAUCCUGUUGUCUUCUCUUAAUACCACCAUCUUUAACUUCUCUCAAACAUUGCCAAAAUGUCUUCAAACGGUAAUUUCAUCGAUCCCUUCGAAGAGACAAUCAUUCGUCAUCCUCAACUUUCUCUUCGGGCUCAUAUUAUCCCAUUGGGUUUAAACGUGACAAGAUUGAUCUUUGAUGAUCCUGUUGAAAGUUUCGAACAUGAUGUCAUAAUCGGACCUGAAUCUCCUCAAGAUCAUUGGAGAUUCGGUAGAAAAUUUUUAGGUCCGGUGGUGGGACGAUAUGCAAACCGAUUACCGGUGGGAAAACAUAAAUUCGAUCAUGAUCAACAAACGAUUGAUAUUGAAGAAUAUUCGGCAUUUUCAAAAUCUGGUGUUUCAUUGCAUGGAGGACCAGAAGAGGAAAAUAGACAGCUUGGUCAAAUACCAAGAAAUGGUUUUUUAGUUCCUCAAGUUGGCCCUUUUGACAGAUUGGUUUGGCAACCUUUAUCGUCCGAUCAAUCGCAAUUGUUCGGCCCUGAAUCUGCUUCUACUGCGAAAGGCUCUUCAGCCAUCUUUGGUUUAUUAAGUAAAGGUGUCGCACCUGGUGGACAACAGAAAGGCUAUCCUGGAGAUAUUCGGAUCGAAGUUCGUCUUGCAAUCGUACCCGGUAAAGAAGGUAAUGAAAGCAUUUCUACCUCUACAACAACACCAGCCAAUCUUGGUAAAAGUGCUGGUACAUUCCAUAUGGAAUAUCGAGCCAAAUUGGUGGACGGUGAGUGCACUGCCACACCUAUCAAUUUGACUCAUCAUUGGGCUUUCAAUGUAAGCACUUCCGAUGCAAAAGCACGUUCACAAGACAAAGGUACGAUUGAAAAUCAUACCUUCCGUUUGAUCCCUCCUCCAAUGUUUGACGAACAACGAAAGCCUCAAUUAUAUGCUAUCGGAACGUGUGAAAAAUGGAUACCUACAGGAACUUUAUUGGAAACCGAAAACACACCGCAUGAUUGGUCAAAUGAAGGAAAAGAAGGAUUGGGUAAAACAAUCAUUCAUAAAGGUGGACAUGAAGGUUACGAUCAAUUUUAUACAUGGGGAGCACCGGAAAAGAAAAUUGUUGAAAAAUUAAAUCAAUCUGAAUAUGAAAAAGCAUUGCAUGCACAACCAAGAAUGAUUUUGCAUGCUCCUAGCUCACAAGUCACUUUAACCGUUCGAACCAAUCAAACGGGUGUUCAAGUAUACACUGCAAACAGUCAACCACCACAUCCUGCUGUAGCUGAAGAGAGUGGUGGCGCAAAGAAGAAACUUCAUUCUAAUCCAGGUGAAGAAGGAUUGGGAAAUCAUCAAAGAAGUGGAAUCGCUUUGGAAUUCUCCCAUCCACACGGAACUUUCCUUCAUGAAAAACAUCAACAAUUCGCUCAAGAUGAUACAGUUUUACGUAAAGGUGAACAAUAUAGAAAUUGGGUAGAAUUAGAAGUAUUCAAAAGGGUUUGAGGGCCGCUUCAACAAAUCAUUCUUCGACUAAUUUUUAUCAUUUAAUGACAGAGAUAUAUCGAAAUAGAAUAGCUUUCCUUUCUUCUCAUCUGCACACAACACACGAAUGUCUGUGA
This is a messenger RNA of Meira miltonrushii, 1650 nucleotides long. RefSeq names its product galactose mutarotase-like protein. Gene Ontology annotation, molecular function: carbohydrate binding; aldose 1-epimerase activity. The record is from RefSeq and is a predicted model, not a curated record. Gene Ontology annotation, biological process: glucose metabolic process; beta-D-galactose catabolic process via UDP-galactose, Leloir pathway. Bases 125 to 1534 code for a protein of 469 amino acids. The transcript has a single exon. Lineage: Eukaryota; Fungi; Basidiomycota; Exobasidiomycetes; Exobasidiales; Brachybasidiaceae.